Momordica charantia (bitter melon) is the source of this 1145-nucleotide messenger RNA. Its product is annotated as auxin-responsive protein IAA29. NCBI's taxonomy places the organism in Eukaryota, Viridiplantae, Streptophyta, Magnoliopsida, Cucurbitales, Cucurbitaceae. Gene Ontology annotation, biological process: regulation of DNA-templated transcription. The record is from RefSeq and is a predicted model, not a curated record. Gene Ontology annotation, cellular component: nucleus.
AAGUGUUGGAGGUUCAGAAAACAAUGCGGUGAAAAAAAGGAACAGCAGGGCAACUGGGUCGGCCAAAGCCAGAGCAUUGAUACGGACAUCUUAGACGUCUUUCGCCUCUGCCUCCAACACUUUGUCCCACCGCUCUCCGAUUCUUGUCCCACACCCGCACGCACAUCCCCCUUUACUAUUAAACCUAAACCCCCUCCAUACCAUCAAACCCACAUCUCUUCAAUCCCAUCUCCAUACCCUUCUUUGUUCUUUUGCUGUUCCCAUUCCCAUUUUACCUUACCUUCAUGGCUAUGGAGCUUCAGCUCGGCCUUGCUCUAAUUCCCACCAAAGGCUUUGAUUUAAACACCCACGUCCACGAAACUGCGCCUUCUUUCGAGUACUUGGACCCCGUGUGCGCCAAAAAGCGCGCUCUCGAUUUCGACCCCUGCUCGGCAUUUCGUCGAACACUUCCUCUGCUUCUCUGGAACCACCAUCCAAAUGACGGCGAUGACGACCCGAAAGACAUCCAUCGCUCCUCCGCCUUCCGGCCCAAUCGACGAGAUGCGGAGGAGGGGAAUGGGCUGGUGGGGUGGCCGCCGCUUAAGAAACGGAGGAAGAGGCUUUUCAUGGAGAAACGCGGACAUGGACGUGGACGUGGACGUGGACGUGGACCGGCGGCGGAGAACCGCCGGCCGGUGGAGAAUGGCGGCGGGUUUUACCGGGGGUCGAAUUCUUCCACUUCCAAUUCGCGGUACGUGAAGGUGAAGAUGGAGGGAGUGGGAAUUGCGAGGAAGGUUGACUUAAGCCUCCACCAUUCUUUCGCGGCGCUCACAGCCACCCUAAUGAACAUGUUUGAUGAGACGGAUUCCGCCGACGCUUACAGACUGACUUACCAGGACAUUGACGGUGACUGGUUACUUGCUCAGGACGUAACUUGGAGGAAUUUCGUUGGAACUGUGCAACGAAUCCAAUUGGAGAAGAAGUAGGGCUGAUUGGAGCCGGUUGCCGGUGGUCGGAGAAUUAAUAUGCUAUCUAAUUAAAUAGAUUCUAUCUUUUUUUUUCCUUUUUCUUUUUUAGCUCUUCGACUUGUAAGGACUGUUAACUGUAUGUAUGGUAUAUGGAGAAAACUUUAGCUAUGGAUCAGUUUUUUUACCUUUUUGACCUAA